AGUGAGAGGACAGGAGGACGAGGACACCGGGUGGGAGAUGCCGCAGGUGCAGGUGGCCGGUCUGUCCGUGGACUUCCCGUUCACGCCGUACAAAUGUCAGGAGGAUUAUAUGGGCAAAGUGCUCGAGUGUCUGCAGAAGGGUGUGAAUGGAGUUCUGGAGAGUCCCACGGGAACUGGAAAGACUCUUUGCCUGCUGUGUGCCACCCUUGCAUGGCGCCAGCACUUUAAGGAUGGGAUCAGCGCCCGCAAGAUUGCGGAACGCAUGAAUGGAGCCGAACUGUUUCCUGACCGUCCGAUAUCCACCUGGGGGAAUACAGACACCAGUGAUCAGGGCUCAGCUUAUUAUAGUGACAUUCCCAAGAUUAUCUACGCCUCCAGGACCCAUUCUCAGCUGACGCAGGUUAUAAGUGAGCUGAAGCACACGUCCUACAGGCCCAAAGUUUGUGUUCUCGGUUCUAGGGAGCAACUGUGUAUCCACCCCGAGGUGAAGAAGCAGGAGAAUAAUCACGUUAAGGUCCACAUGUGCCGUUCUAAAGUGUCCAACAGGUCCUGUCACUUCUACAAUAAUGUGGAAGAAAAGAGUACAGAGAAGGACUUGACAAGUCACAUCCUGGACAUUGAGGAUCUUGUGAAGAGCGGCACCAAGCAUAGGGCCUGUCCUUACUACCUGUCCAGGAAUCUGAAGCAGCAAGCAGACAUCAUCUUUAUGCCAUAUAACUAUCUUCUGGACCCCAAGAGUCGUCGAGCCCACAAUAUUGAUUUGAAAGGGACGGUUGUCAUAUUUGAUGAAGCUCACAAUGUGGAGCGAAUGUGUGAAGAGUCUGCCUCCUUUGACCUUACACCAUACGACUUGGCUUCUGGCAUUGAUGCCAUCAACAUGGUCCUUGAUGAGCAGACAGAAGCUACAGAACACAAUCUUAUCAGGUCUGAAUUCAAUAUGGAAACCCCGAGCUCUGGUCUAAACAUUGAGAUUGAAGACCUUGCAAAGAUAAAAGGUGCACUCCUAGAGUUGGAGCGUAGUAUUGAUGCUAUAGCACUGCCCUCCAGUGGGAAAGGCCUCACCAAAGAUGGAAGUUACAUAUUUGACCUUUUCGCUUCAGUGGGGAUCACCUAUGACACAAAGUCUCGUCUCCUGGAGUAUCUGGAACAAAUUAUUCAGCAUGUGGGCGGAAAAUCUGGGGUCUUCACGAACACUCUGGGGCUACAGAAGCUGUCUGAUAUUAUCCAGAUCGUGUUUAACGCUGAUGUUCCGGAAGGUACACCUGCUCCUACGUCCACUCAUAAAAGUUCCAAAUAUUAUAAGGUUCACAUUCAUCCUGACACAAGCCAGAGGAAGAAGCCACGUGGGGAUGUUUGGAGUAAUAGCAGAAAGGAUGGAGGGAAGAUUCUGAGUUACUGGUGUUUCAGCCCUGGGUAUACAAUGCACGAUUUAGUGAAACAAGGUGUUAGGAGCAUUAUUCUGACCAGUGGUACCCUGUGUCCUCUCUCCUCCUUUACCAUGGAAAUGCAAAUCCCAUUCCCAGUGUCCUUGGAGAAUCCACAUGUAAUUGAGAAGCAUCAGAUUUGGGUGGGAAUCGUUCCCCGUGGCCCCGAUGGAGCACAGCUCAGUUCGGCAUUUGACAGGCGGUUUACAGAGGAAUAUCUGUCAUCGCUGGGGAAGACAAUUGGGAACAUUGCUCGAGUCGUACCACAUGGACUGCUUGUGUUUUUCCCUUCUUAUCCCGUUUUGGAUAAAAGUCUUGAGUUUUGGAAGGCACAGAAUCUGUCUACACGUAUAGAAGACGUGAAACCUAUGUUUGUGGAACCUCGAGGGAAAGGUUCCUUUAACGAGGUAAUAGAUGCCUAUUAUGAGAAGAUUAAUUGCCCGAAGACUGGAGGUGCCAGCUUCUUUGCUGUGUGCAGGGGAAAGGCUAGUGAAGGGUUGGACUUUGCAGAUUAUAAUGGCCGGGGAGUGAUUAUUACUGGACUUCCAUUCCCCCCACGCAUGGACCCCCGUGUAGUGCUAAAGAUGCAGUUUCUGGACGAGAUGAGGCGUGCUCAAGGAGCCUCUGGAAUGUUCCUUUCUGGGCAGGAGUGGUAUCGACAGCAGGCUUCUCGAGCAGUGAAUCAGGCUAUUGGCAGAGUCAUCCGACACCAGCAGGACUAUGGCGCCAUCUUUCUGUGUGACCAUAGGUUUGGCCACAAUGAUGCCCGUUCUCAGCUCCCCUCCUGGGUACGACCCUAUGUACGAACCUAUGACAAUUUUGGGCACAUCAUACGGGACGUUUCACAAUUUUUCAGAGUUGCACAAAAGAUUAUGCCCCCUCCCACAAUCCGAAGCAAUGAGAAAGGGGGGCAGACCGUUUGUCUCUCCAGCUCUCCCUCUACAUUCAGGUCUUUGCAAAAUGUAUCGGGCGCUCAGGAUAUCUCAAGAAAAGCAAAGAACUUGGACUCGCAUGUCCCCAGCUUGAAAAGGAAGAGAGAGGGAAACCCUGUGGAGCUGACACUCGGCACAGUCUCUGAUUUCUGUGAAGGGUAUGAGCAGGUAGUAGGUACAAAUAGCUGCCGCCCAGCAGGGUUAUUGAACGCCUUGGAUCACACAGAGAGGAGGCAGCAGGAAGAGCCACUUUCAGCAGAGAAGGUCUCGCGGUAUUCCACAAUGUCCUUGCAGCGCGACAAGCGGCUUCUAGAUGAGCAGCAAGGCCUCAAAAAACGGAUAAAGAUUGUGCAAAAUCGGGGUUUAGAAGAGAGCUUUCCACCCAGCCAGAAGGUGAGCAGUGCUUCUUUGUUCAUUAAGUCUGUGAAGGCAUGCCUCAGCCAGUCGAACUAUGACAUUUUCAUGGCCGCAUUGACGGAUUACAAGAAGAAUGAUGAUUUGCAAAGUCUCUUACCUCCGCUCCGUACCCUGUUCUGCCAGGACCCAGUAAAGCAUGGUCUGAUGCAAGGUUUCUACCAGUUUAUUCGACCUCACCACAAAAAGGAAUUUGAUGCUAUCUGCAAGGAGUUGACAGGAAGAAGCUGUGGGUAUAAACCUGAGCACAGUAUCUCUAGGACAGAGAGAGAGAAGGCUCAGCUGGAGGCACCGGCUACCACGACCGUAACAGAACCAAAAAUCACAUUUUCAGAGGGCUCAACCGUACACAUGAACCUUGGCGAAGGACACAUGAGCUCUGUUAUAGAUAAAGAGUCUAGCAGUAACAGUGCAGCGGGCCCCUCUAAGCAGGACGGGAGGAGCCAGGUGUCCGUGUACCUAAACCAGGUGAAGGAAGUACUAGGAGCUGCCAAUUAUCAGCGAUUCUCGACUGCCCUAUCCUCCUACAAGAAAACGGACAACUAUCAGGAUAUGGUGACUGAAAUUGCAGGCUUACUGACUGAGAAACAGGAGAAUUAUGCCCUGUUGAGAGCUUUUCAAAAGUUUGUGCGUCCUCAUCACAAAAAGGACUUUAAUCAACUGUGUGUGGAUUUGACGGGUGAAAGCUGUACCAAGAAAACCCUGUGCCCCCCUCCAGCCGAUUCCGAUAAGCCGUCUUCCUUGCAAAAUACAGACACAACCAUUGAAACUAUAGCGCCAAACCAAGACUGCCACCUUGAAGGGGAACCUUCAGGAUCCUCACUUGGAUCGAGACCCUGUGAUACCACAAGCUCACAGAAACCAUCCAUAGGCACCACAACAAUCAGAGUGACCAGACCAGAUACUUUACUCCCUCCUUAUGUGCUUAAGACAGACGGCCCAGUCUGCCCUCGCUGUAAUAAGAAAGGUUUGGCUCCCUUUAAAUGUUUAUCAUGUGACUACUACUGCUGUGGAGCAUGCUGGAAAGAGCUCCUAAAGAGAGCUAAAGUUUGUCCCGCUUGCAAUAACAGAACCAAAAAGAAGUAUCUGGGUCAGAUAUUUUUCACGGCACAGCUGUAGGAGCAGAGAAAACUUAACUUUGCCUCAUAUCUUCGUUGUGUUUUGCAGUCGCUCUGGACAGCACCCUUCAAAAUACUCUCUGCGUAAUACAUUGGUUUUGGCCUACACAAACUCCAAUGUAAAAUUUAAAAAAGAAAACUGUAUCAAGUAUGUAUUCUCAUGAACAUAAAAAUUAAGCUGAAGAUUGGGUAACAAUGCACAGCACAAAAUGAGAUCUAUUUUAUCUUAACGUUCCAUAGUUUCCAGCAUCAAGAGUGUUUGAUUAACAUGUUGGCACAGUAAAUACUGCUGAUCCGAGUAAUGGAACAUACUACAUAUAAACUGUGUUGGUGUAAAGGCAUGGUUUCACAAAAUAAUUAUAUUUAUUUGACAAAACUAUUUUAUAAGACUGAAUUUAGAACACUUGUAUAUUUAUCAAGUCAAAACCAGCCAGUGAUAUCCCUCAAAGGUUCUACUUGUUAAACAAUAGGAUUUAAAAAAAGUUUUUAUUUUUUUUAUUAAAUGCCAUCAGUAUUUUGCAUCUGUAUAUAUAUUUUAU
Molecule: messenger RNA, 4427 nt
Organism: Pelobates fuscus (common spadefoot toad)
Lineage: Eukaryota; Metazoa; Chordata; Amphibia; Anura; Pelobatidae
Gene: RTEL1
Product: regulator of telomere elongation helicase 1
Exons: 35
Coding region: 38-3889 (1283 amino acids)
Biological process (GO): regulation of double-strand break repair via homologous recombination; negative regulation of DNA recombination; DNA recombination
Cellular component (GO): nucleus
Molecular function (GO): DNA helicase activity; ATP binding; hydrolase activity, acting on acid anhydrides, in phosphorus-containing anhydrides
Source: RefSeq, a predicted model, not a curated record